GUUGGCGCGGGCGGUGCAGCAUGCGGCAAAGCUCUUUGCAUAAAUUAUGCUCAUGACGCAGCAGCUAAAAAAAUCCAAGUAGCAGAAGGAGGGAAAAAAGGGGGGAGGAAAAAGGGGGGGCCGUUGGAAAGGGGGAAAGAAGAAAAAUAUAUACCUGACCGCCCCCCCUCUUCCCCUUCCCGCUUCCCGGCCGUCCCCCUCCGCCCAGCGCAGCCCACAGAGCCCCCUUCGGCUCUGCCCAGCCCCGGCUUGGGGGCCCGGGGGCGGCGGCGGGUCCCGACCGGCUCCCCGGCCGAGCCGAGCUCAGCCAAGCCGCACUGGCUUCUUUGUCUGCGGGCGGCGGCCGCCCCGGCCCCGGCCCCGGCCCCCUGGCCCGGGCUGUGAGAUGAAUCUCUAAUCGGUGGCCGCCGGGCACCCGGGGCGAAGGCGGCUCGGGCUCGGGCUCCGGAUGCACUAGGUGUGGGCCAGCCCCUACCCUACCCUGACAAGUGACCAUGGAUCCUGGAGCCGGGUCCGAGUCAUCUCUGACUGUCAAUGAGCAGGUCAUCGUGAUGUCGAGCCAUGAGACCAUCCGAGUGCUGGAAGUUGGAGUGGAUGCCCAGCUCCCUGCUGAAGAUGAGGGCAAAGGACUGGAGGGUGUGGCUGCUGAGAACUCUCAGAGUGGAGGCCUUGCUGAAGCCAGCAACCCAGGCCCAGACCACCCAGACCCCACUGCAGAGGCAGCUGUCACUCCCGGGGAUCCCUCCGAGCCCUGCCCCCGCUAUUGCCACCUUCAGCCAAGCCCCAAGCCAGCCUCAGGCAUCGCAGACCCUGACACCACUGGCUGUACAAGCUGCCCCCCAGGUCUUGACUCAGGAAAACUUAGCCACAGUUCUGACAGGAGUUAUGGUUCCAGCAGGGGCAGUUACUCAACCUCUUCUUAUCCCCAUCAGUAUUGCAGGUCAAGUGGCUGGGCAGCAGGGGCUGGCCGUGUGGACAAUUCCUACAGCAACUGUGGCUGCCCUCCCAGGACUGACUGCUGCUUCUCCCACGGGGGCAAUUUUCAAGCCACCUUUAGCUGGUCUGCAAGCAGCUGCUGUGCUGAACACGGCUCUCCCGGCACCCGUACAAGCUGCCCCACCAGUCCAGGCCUCUUCACCGGCCCAGCCCCGGCCACCAGCCCAGCCCCAGACACUGUUCCAGACCCAGCCGCUGCUGCAGACCACGCCUGCCAUCCUACCACAGCCCACUGCUGCCACCGCUGCUGCCCCCACCCCCAAGCCAGUGGACACCACCCCACAGAUCACCGUUCAGCCUGCAGGCUUCGCAUUUAGUCCAGGAAUCAUCAGUGCUGCUUCCCUCGGGGGACAGACCCAGAUCCUGGGCUCCCUCACUACAACUCCAGUCAUUACCAACGCCAUUCCCAGCAUGCCGGGGAUCAGCAGUCAGAUCCUCACCAAUGCUCAGGGACAGGUUAUUGGAACACUUCCAUGGGUGGUGAACUCAGCUAGUGUGGCGACCCCAGCACCAACCCAAAGCCUGCAAGUCCAGGCCGUGACCCCCCAACUGUUGUUGAAUGCUCAGGGCCAGGUGAUUGCGACCCUGGCCAGCAGCCCCCUGCCUCCGCCUGUGACUGUCCGGAAGCCAAGCACGCCUGAGUCCCCUGCUAAGAGUGAGGUGCAGCCCAUCCAGCCCACACCAGCCGUGCCCCAGCCUGCUAUGGUCAUUGCCAGUCCAGCCCCAGCAGUCAAGCCAUCUGCCUCUGCUCCCAUCCCAAUCACCUGCUCAGAGACUCCAACAGUCAGCCAGUUGGUAUCUAAGCCGCAUACUCCAAGUCUGGAUGAGGAUGGGAUAAACUUAGAAGAGAUCCGGGAGUUUGCCAAGAACUUUAAGAUCCGCCGGCUGUCCCUGGGCCUUACACAGACCCAGGUGGGCCAGGCUCUGACUGCAACAGAAGGGCCAGCCUACAGCCAGUCAGCCAUCUGUCGGUUUGAGAAGCUGGACAUCACGCCCAAGAGUGCCCAGAAGCUGAAGCCAGUGCUGGAGAAGUGGCUGAAUGAGGCUGAACUCCGGAACCAGGAAGGCCAGCAGAACCUGAUGGAGUUUGUGGGAGGCGAGCCCUCCAAGAAACGCAAACGCCGCACCUCCUUCACCCCCCAGGCCAUAGAAGCCCUGAAUGCCUACUUUGAGAAGAACCCGCUACCCACAGGUCAGGAGAUCACUGAGAUUGCUAAAGAGCUCAACUAUGACCGGGAGGUAGUACGGGUCUGGUUCUGCAAUCGGCGCCAGACACUCAAGAACACCAGCAAGCUGAAUGUCUUUCAGAUCCCUUAGGGCUUGGCCGCAGGCCUGUGUUCCAGCACUUUGUACUCUUCCCUUGGUACCCGGCUGUCUCCACUGCCAUGACAGAACCUGUCAUUUUGCCACAUCAUGAGACUCCACCAUGUGCAUGUGUGUCGAUGCCUCCCUCCUCUUUCCCACAUAUCUUGUGUCCUGAGGAGGCCAGAGGGGACCCCAUGAAAGCCCCAGGUUCUGGGCUGAGUGUGACAAAGGAAGGGAUUUGUGGUGUUGCUUAGAGAAACACUUUGCUAACAUGGUUUCUGAGGGGCAAAUUCUGGCUGGGAACCAGAAACUCCUGAGGAACACUGGCCAUGAGCUCUUGCUUUUGACAGCAUUCUCUUUGCACCUUCCUUUCUCCUUUGCUCCUGUGUUAGUGUGGCAGGUAUAACACAUUCAGUGGAACCACAGCCUCACACUACCCUCCCUCACUUCACCUACAGGCACACCGAACCCCUGAAAGGACUUAAGAUAUAAAAUUCAGAGAAGUGUUCUCUGUUGCUCCGAAGGUUAGACUCAAUGUCUGCCUUGACCUCAAGGUCAGAAGGUUCCCGAAGUCCUGUGCCAGAACAUGUGAACUCCUCUCCCUGGUUCUUUUGGGGAUGGAGUUAGAGUUUGCAUCAAAUCAGAACCUUUUCUUUUGCAAUCUGUGUUGAAAGUUAGCAACUGUAUAUUUUACCUGUCCUGGAGUUGUCUUGGGCCUGCAAUUUAGUAAAGAAGGCCCUUCUCUUGGAUUUUAAUCUAAUCUCUGUCCAUGGCCAUUCCCUACCCCACCCCUCAAAAUGUAGGUUAAGAGAAUUUGCAUCUGGGUCCCGUGGUGCAUACCUGUAAUCUCAGCUAGUCAGGAGGUUGAGGUGGGAGGAUAACGAGUUUGAGACUAGCCUGGGCAGCAUAAUGAGAUCCUGUCUCAAAGAAAAAAGGAGAGAGGACUUGCAACCUGGAAAAUCCCAUCGCCCAGCAAGCAGGCAGCUCUGGAGAAAAAUGAGGAAAGGAAUGCUGACUUUCUCUCUCCCUCUCUUGUCCCCAUACCCACCUCAAUUCAGAACUGGAACCUUCUCAAAGGAGCAUAUUAAACAAUAAACUAGACAGGAAGGCCCUGAGGGAAAGGACAACAUUCAGAAAGAGCUGAUAGCAGCCCAGAAAGUUCUCUUGGGGAAGUUGACUUAAUUGCAGUUUUGUGUACAAUUUCAAGCCUUGCAUAUUGGAGAAAUCUCACUUUGUCCAGAGUGGUCGACCAUGUCUGUGUGCAGGCAAUUCCCCCAGUGCUGUUCCACAUCAGGACUACCCAGUUCAGGAUGAAUUUUGGCUCUAGACAGGGUAGCCAUGGUAUCUUGGGGGUUAGCAUCUUAUCCAAGUUACAAAGUGAGUUUCCAACCUCACUGUGACUGGACAACCCUUAAAAUUCAAUAUGUGACUCCAGGUCAGGAGAGAACUAAGAGGUUUGCUUGGAUGAUCCCAGACUUACUAUAUAAACUGUCCCUAAAGAUCCACAAGUUCCAGGAGUCAAAUGCCAUCUCUCUUUACUACUGUCAUCCUUACAAUGCCUGGUCUCUAGCAGCUGCCCUCCACUGCACCACAUAUGAUCUACCCCAAGUGUUUGACUACCAAGUAAGGGCACGUUGCUGCUUCUGUAGGUUACUGGUGUAGAGCUACUGUCUAGCCUGGCUUCCUUUCCUGCCCACUGCUGGUCUUCCUAGGUUCUACAAUGCCAGUGUGGCCACCCUCUUGGUAACCCUGCCAGUGAGAGGAGAACAGUUGUGUGCUGAAUCACCAUGUGGGCACACACGUGUGCCCUGCUACAUUUAGAACUGCCAUCCUGCCAGAGUGUGGUGGGGGUGAGGAGACCCAGCCCCCUAGGAGAGAGUAUGUCUUCAAAGGAGAAGCUGAACACUCUAGGUCAUGGUUAUAAACCUGCCUCUUUGAAAUGAUGAACUCACUUGGGAGGGGUGUUGUGAACAAGUUUUUAGUAGGAAUCAUUUUCCAUAUGGAAAUCUGUCAAGGAUUCAGUAACUCAGACUACAAUGAAUUAGAAAGAUGCAGGUUUUCUUGCUCAAACACUUGUUUUUAGAGGUGCUUUCUUUUUGGGGGGAAAAAAGUGGGUCACAGCUGGUGCCCUGGAAGUAGCAUAUAAUAUAGGGUGUGUCCAUGCUGUGAAUGUGCAGGAGGACACCAUCUGUCCUGUGGCUUGACAGGAAAAAAAUCGUGAACCACUGGUCUAAAUUAGGUCUGGUCAUGAUUUCUUAGCCCCUCCCUUGUCUAAAUCUGUCUUCCCAAUGCUGGGCUAGAACUAAAUCAUUUCUCCUCUACUGGAAAGAUGGGUCAGUCCUUCAGAAGAACAAUAUCAGGGCCUGAAUGUUUGCAGCUGAAUUCUCCAGACUGGGUGGUGCAGGAUAUGCCAGAAAUGUACUCUAAGUAGAGCUCACCGCCCUAUGACCUCUGUCCUUGCUCUCCUACUAUGGGACCCCCAGGGAGCAGUUGGGGACUGGGACAUUCGACUAUGAGGCAGUUUUUGUUUUUUGUUUUUGUUUGUUUGUUUGGUUUGAUUUUGGUAGUAUCAGACUCUGAAGGGUGUUAAAAAUUAAGCCAGAGCUCAGUGGUUGCUUUGCCAUGGAAAGAUGGGAGAACGGCAGAAAUAAUUUAACUGUGUGGUUUUGUUUUAAAUGAAAGAAAGACCAAAAACUUACUGUGGCCUGCUGAAUCAGCUGGGGCCUUUGACCCUGUACUAACCAUGGCAUUUUAUCCAGGCAAAGUUCAGGGAAAGAAUUCCAAUGAGCUGAGGAACACACUUGAGAUUGGAAUGAGAAACCCUGAUGUUUUCAUCUUCUUAGAAAUCCAGUCAUCCUCUUCCUGUGCCCAGAUUUCCUUUCCUGCCUCUUAGGCCAGAUUCUGACAUUGAGGUUCUGACUAUCCCCCAGCACAGGGCAAUGCCUACUGAGGGCUGGAGGGAGGGUGGGGAGGGGAG
Molecule: messenger RNA, 5278 nt
Organism: Sciurus carolinensis (gray squirrel)
Lineage: Eukaryota; Metazoa; Chordata; Mammalia; Rodentia; Sciuridae
Gene: Pou6f1
Product: POU class 6 homeobox 1
Exons: 11
Coding region: 562-2313 (583 amino acids)
Biological process (GO): regulation of transcription by RNA polymerase II
Molecular function (GO): DNA-binding transcription factor activity, RNA polymerase II-specific; RNA polymerase II cis-regulatory region sequence-specific DNA binding
Source: RefSeq, a predicted model, not a curated record